Guillardia theta CCMP2712 is the source of this 1083-nucleotide messenger RNA. RefSeq lists its product as hypothetical. The record is from RefSeq and is a predicted model, not a curated record. Lineage: Eukaryota; Cryptophyceae; Pyrenomonadales; Geminigeraceae. The transcript is spliced from 3 exons. The annotation marks the transcript as partial.
AUGGUACAUCGGUGGAGCUUCAUGGACAUCCGGGACAUCCAGCGUCGCAAGUACCUCCUGCGACCUGUGGGCAUCGAGAUCUUCACGUCGGACGGGCUGGGCUGCCUCCUCGUCUUCCACAAGACAGAGAGAGAGACGGUCUUCGAGAGCGUCUGCAACCUGCGGCAGGAGUUUGUCCAGGGGAGGUGGACCGGUCGCACAUCCUCCAAGACUCUCCUGCAGAACCUGAGGCGGUUGUGGCAACAGGGGGAGAUCAGCAACUUGCAGUACCUCAUGCACCUCAACACGCUCGCCGGCCGCAACUACAACGACUUCACCCAGUAUCCCAUCUUCCCUUGGGUUCUCAGGGACUACUCCUCCGACCAGCUCGACCUCUCCCGGCCUGAGGUCUUUCGCGACCUCUCGAAGCCCAUGGGAGCGCAGGACGAGGCUCGAGCCGCAGAGUACAGAAAGAGAUUUGACAACUGGCUGGAGCCCGACCCCGAGCACCCAACGCCUCCCUUCCACUACGCCACUCACUACUCCUCCGCUGCAGCCGUCAUGUUCUACCUCAUCAGGCUCGAGCCCUUCACCAGCGCGCACGUGCACCUGCAGGGAGGGAAGUUCGACCAUGCCGACAGGAUCUUCGCCUCCGUGCGGGAGUCGUGGGACAGCGCCUCGCAAUUGUCGCUGUCGGAUGUGAAGGAGCUGAUUCCCGAAUUCUACUACCUGCCUGACUUCCUGCUCAACGAGAAUCGUCUUGACUUGGGGGUGCGCCAAAAAAGGAGCACGAGGUUGGACUGUGUCGAGCUGCCUCCAUGGGCUCAUGGAAGUUCCGACGAGUUUGUCAGGAAGAUGCGACAGGCUCUGGAGAGCGAGUAUGUCUCCUCCCACCUUCACGAGUGGAUCGAUCUCAUCUUCGGCUAUCGGCAGCGGGGACCAGCAGCAGUGGAGGCUCUGAAUGUUUUCCACCACCUGACGUACGAGGGCGCCGUCGAUGUGGACGCGAUCAAGGAUCCGGUCGAGCGAAUGAGCACCAUCGCGCAGAUCUUGAACUUCGGGCAAACUCCUACCCAGCUGUUCUCCAAACCUCAUCCGAGACGA